CUUCCUACGUUCCGAUCAUUAACCGAUUCAAACAUUAAUAUACGGGGAAUCGAUCCGUUGACGAAGCCUCCAAGAGCUCGCGGUCCAUUCACUCCGCCGCCACCGCUGCCUCCUUCUCGGCCCUUUUCUGCGUCGAGGUUGGCGGCGGUUCAUUAACGAGGAUUUUGGAGCUUUGUUGAAAUUGAAGGGUUCCUUGGGUCGGCUUAGGGAGGUAGAGAGCGAGGGAGGAGGAUGUCGUCGGGGAAGGUGGCUGGCACUUCGGCGCCCGCAGCACGCCGAGAUCCCUACGAGGUGCUUUCCGUAUCGAGAGAUUCGUCCGACCAGGAGAUCAAAACCGCCUACCGGAAGCUUGCUCUCAAGUACCAUCCUGACAAAAAUUCCAGCAAUCCUGAAGCUUCUGAACUUUUCAAAGAAGUUGCAUAUUCCUAUAGUAUCUUGUCAGACCCAGAGAAAAGAAGACAAUAUGAUGUUGCUGGUUUUGAGGCUUUGGAAAGUGAGGGCAUGGAUAUGGAGAUUGACUUGUCGAACCUUGGAACUUUCAACACAAUGUUUGCUGCCCUUUUCAGCAAACUCGGAGUUCCUAUCAAAACUACAAUUUCUGCUACUGUCCUUGAAGAAGCACUAAAUGGAACCAUCACAAUUAGACCGCUUCCCCUUGGAACAUCAUUCAAUGGAAAAGUGGAUAAACAAUGUGCUCAUUUUUUUGGUAUCACGAUUAAUAAUCAACAAGCCCAGGCAGGGAUAGUUGUGAGAGUAACUUCUGCAGCACAAAGUAAAUUUAAGCUACUUUACUUUGAGGAAGCAAACGGUAGCUAUGAUCUAUCUUUACAGGAAGACAGUGAGAAGACUGGCAAAAUGACAUCUGCAGGAAUGUACUUUUUACAUUUUCAAGUUUACCAUAUGGAUUCUGUGGUUAACACGUUAGCUAUGGCGAAAGAUCCUGAAGCUGCUUUUUUCAAAAAGUUGGAAGGUCUCCAGCCAUGUGAGGUGUCUGAAUUGAAGCCAGGCACCCACAUAUUUGCUGUUUAUGGUGAUAAUUUUUUCAAAUCUGCCGCAUAUACCAUUGAGGCUGUGUGCGCUAAAUCAUAUGAAGAUACCACAGAGAAACUCAAGGAAAUUGAGUCUAAACUUUUAGCAAAGAGAACUGAUUUAAGGCAAUUUGAAAUAGAAUAUAGAAAGGCACUUGCACAGUUUCAGGAGGUGACAAACAAGUAUAGCCAAGAGAAACAAUGUGUUGACGAACUAUUGAAAGACAGGGAGAGUGUACACUCCACCUUCACGAUAUCAAGAGGAGGUAUGACCAAUUCUAAUGGGGAUGCUAGUAGUAGUGGAAAAAGUCCUAGUGAGGAUUAUAGAUUUGAUAGCCCAAAUGGGAGUCCUGAUGCCAAGGAUAAAUCAAACAAAAAGAAAUGGUUUAAUUUCAAUGUUAGCCGAUCGGAUAAGAAGGGAUGACCACAUCUGGCUCGCCAAAUUGUUGUCUUAUGGAUUGAGCUAGUCUUAGAUUGCCAUGGUUCAUUGCUUUCUCAUACACGUAAAAUCAGUGUCAAACUCUUGAUCAUCUCUUGGUUUUAUAGCUCUGUGAGUAUCAUGAAGGUUGUGGGCGCAUAAUUUUUCUCAUCAGCCUGUUGUAUCUUGUAUGUGUUUGUAAAAUAAAUUUUGGAUUUUUGUUCGUUAUUGAUGAGAUUGAUUUGUUAACUAAUGUUUGAUUCAUUUUAUUCUUGUGAGAAAUGUAAA
Zingiber officinale is the source of this 1734-nucleotide messenger RNA. Its product is annotated as chaperone protein dnaJ 15-like. Lineage: Eukaryota; Viridiplantae; Streptophyta; Magnoliopsida; Zingiberales; Zingiberaceae. The record is from RefSeq and is a predicted model, not a curated record. The transcript has 11 exons. The coding region runs from base 232 to 1452 and encodes 406 amino acids.